Molecule: messenger RNA, 3430 nt
Organism: Fimicolochytrium jonesii
Lineage: Eukaryota; Fungi; Chytridiomycota; Chytridiomycetes; Spizellomycetales; Powellomycetaceae
Exons: 2
Coding region: 320-3148 (942 amino acids)
Source: RefSeq, a predicted model, not a curated record
CGCGUGAUUAGCGAUUUCCGCCUCCGUUGUUCCGAGUUCUAAUUAACCCAACGCGGUGAUUAGAUUAGGGUUAGCAUCUCAUUUGCCCCAAUCGCCCCAUCGAUGGAAACCCGCCCGCUGCUCAAGAACCACCACAGUGGCAUCCCUUACUCCGCUCCGCUUGAUCUUCCCAGUCGGCACCGCUGUCAGCCUCCAUAACGGAUCGCCCUUCCUUCCUUGGGCAAUCGUAUCCGACCACUUUAUCCUCAUAUCGUUGAUCACAGAAUUCGAGCACACUAUUCACACGCUGUCCACAAACAUCUCAUCUCACACUACAAAAAUGUCAUCAGAACCCCUCCAGCCCACCACUCCACCCAGCCAACCCCAACUCGGCGCCGUAAUCGGCCUCUCAGUCCUCGCCACCGCCACCACUGCCGCUCUCGCUGCUAUCUACUUUGGAUGGGUCGCUAACAUCACGGGUGGUCGGAAGAAUGCUGGGGAUGAUGGGAAGUUAUUGAGGGAGUUGUUGGAGGGUGAGGAUGAGGUGGAGGGGAAGAAGGGGAAGAAGAAGAGUGGGAAGAAGGGGAAGAAGGAUGGGGUGGUGGAAGUGAAGGAGGUGAGGGAUGAGGUCGGUGGGGUUGAGCAGAUCGGCAAGAAAAAGAAGAGAAAAGGCGCCAAAGCCGGUCGCAGCACCUCACCCAUCGCUUCCGAAGCCAAAUCCCCAGGCGCCGCCUCUAGCCGCAGCCUUUCCCUCGAAACCGAGCCUGUAGAAGAAGAAGAAGAGAACUUCGCCGACCUCUUGCACCUCACCACCCUGCAAAAGCCCAAAACCACCGCUAAGCUGGGCAAAGACCAAGGUCAGCUCGCCGCGAUUGCUGCUGCGGCUGAGAAGGCGGCUAAAAGGAACAAGAAGGCGAAAUUGGCUGCUGAGCAUGCUGCUGCUGCACAUGCUACUGCAGUGGUGCAGAAAGGGGCUGGUGAUGUUGUGCCGAUUAGUGGGGAUGCUGCGGUUGGUGCCGCGGAUGUGAGUAGGGAUGCUGAGGCUGCUGUGGCUCCGGCUGCGGAUGAGUAUGUUCCGACGGCUGCUCCGGUGGCCGAUGCGCUGGCUGUGGAUAGGGAUGUUGAGAUCUCCGAGGUUCCUGCUCCUACAGCGUCCGUGUCAUCGAAGGCCGUUGAGCCCGCCGUGUUGGAAUCUCGCAUCGCCGCGAAGGAGCAACCCAAGACCUCCGCAAAGCCCACCCUCGCGUCCCAAAAGACUCCCGUCAACGGUGUCCAAACCAACCGCGCACAGAACGACCUCGACGCCCUCUCCACCGACAUCUCCGCCCUCCAAUCCAACACCCACAUCACCCUCACUGAAGUCACCGCUCUCAACGCCCGUCUAACCGACUCUACGCAAACCAUCGCUACCCUCCUCACCGAAAAAGCCGCGUCCCAAACCCAAAUCGACACCCUCACCAACCAGCUGCAACAGUUGCAAGACAAGCUGGAACGCCAGGACGCCGAGGUCGAGAUUGUGCGCACGACCAAUAGGCAUUUGACUGAGGGUGUCAAUAGGCUGCAUUUGGAUGUCAGGGAGGCUGAGGAACGUGCGCAGAGGGCUGUCAAGGCGGCGACGAAGGCGACAGACGCCGAUGCACUGUUGCAUGACGAGAUCGCGGACUUGAGAUCUCAGCUUCAAACCGCUUUCGAGGGCGAGGAACGCGGCAAGCGGGAGGCUGAAACCGCCGUCAGGGACGUUGAGACGAAAUACGAAUCGCAGAUCGCGCGUGACGAGGCUACCAUCUCCCGUCUCGCGCAGGAACUCACCGCCGAGCGUGAGAAGACUGACGGGGCUGUGAAGCGUCUCACGCAGGAGUUCACCACCGAACGCGAGCUCCACGCUGCGGAAGUCGCCGCCUUGCGCGGGCAACUCCACCAUUCUACACAACAAGCGAAUGAGACUGAACAACGGAUCCAGCAUCUGCAUGCGGAACUCACGAACGCGACCGCUGAUCGGGACACGCAGAUUGAGCAUUUGAGGAGUCAGGUGGAGGAGAAGAGUGAGGAGGUUGGGAAGGUGGAGUUUCAGCAUAGGGCUGAGAUUGAGAGUUUGAGGGGGGAGAAUGGAAGGUUGGCGAGCGUUGUUGAGCGAUUGACCGGGGAGGUUGAGGAGGUGAAGGCGUUGAGGGGGCAGCUUGGCCAAUUGGCUGACGAGAAGAAGAGAGUUGAAGAAGAGCUGAAGGAGGCGAGGGAGAAGAUUGCAGUUGCUGUCGGCGAGAAGGAGAAUGCCGAGAAGGCGGCAUCCGAAGCUCGCGACCAACUAGCUCUCGUAACGGCAGAAAAGGAGAAGCUCGAGAAAGAAGGGUCUGAAUUCCGAACGCAACUCACCACCGUCAACGAACAACACCAAGCCCUUCAAACCCAGCUCGACGCAUGCCGCAAAGCGCUGUCGGACGCCAAGACGGAGGCGGAAAAGACAUUCACUGAAACGCGCACGGAGCUCGCGGACCUUACGAGGCGAGUCGAAGAGUUGACCGCCGAGCUAACACAAGCUAAAACAGACCAACAACGCGAGAACGACCUGAUCGGACAACUUUCCGUGGAAUUGCAAAUGUCGCAAGCAAAUCUCAAGACGGUUCAACAACAGCUUGAAGAAGUGAAAGCAGAACGCGAUGCGUUGACCGAGUUGUCGCACGCAAUGAUUGCAGUUAACGUGGAGGAGAUUGAGCGGAAGGCUGCGGAGUUUAAGGGCUUUGAGGCGUCGGCGCGGGAGGAGCAGCAGGAACAGCCGGCGAUUGAGGCGGAGGGGGAGAAGCAUGAGGCGGUCGAGAGCGAGGUGCUGGACUCUGUCGCGGCGGACUCGGACCGUGUCGCGGAUCUGGGCGGGCCUCCCUCCGCUUCUAUCGAAGACAGCGACGCCGGCGCGGAACCCGCAACCUACACGCACACGUUUCACUACCCGCACCCCGGCACCUCCGUCCUCGUAACAGGCACCUUCGACGACUGGUCCAGCAGCGUGCACCUCGACCCCAGCACGCGUUCCGCGACGAUCAGCAUCCCACGGGAGAAGACGGCGGAUGGGAAGGUGGUGUACAAGUUUGUUGUGGAUGGGGUGUGGUGUGUGGAUGCGGAGGCGAGGGUGGAGAGGGAUGAGAUGGGGGUGGAGAAUAAUGUUGUUUAUUUGUAGGAGGGGCGUAUUGGGCGUGAAUUUGGGCCACUUGGGCCCAAAUCACUUGCGUGGGUAUAUAUGUAUGUAUGGUCGGGCGUACGGUUUAUAUGUAUGGGCUGAUGGGUGCCCGCCUCAUAUGGUUGUUUCUGAUUGGUGGUCAUAUACUUGUUGAAGCGUCUCAUGUGUGUGGAGAAUACGAUGCAUCUAAUGUAGUCCACAGCUGGGUUUGUUUUUGCGGCGCGGGGUUCAUUUUGAGACCCCCGAGCGAGUAUAUCUCCCCAUUUUUUCGGCGUGUCAAAC